CCCCAUCCAUUUUGAUCAGGAAACUGAAGCGAAAGGAACACGCAAAAUGCCCAUUGGAUGACUAAAAAUCGGGAGAAAACGUUGAUAAGACCUGUGACUUGGCAGCAAGUAUCUAUCACAGCUGGUCAUGGCUCAUGAGAGAAAGUGCAAAAAACAUAUACCUUUUACUGAACCAGAGGUGUGUGGAAUAUGUAUGGACACAUAUAAAAACCCAAAGAUUCUACCGUGUAGUCACACAAUGUGCCAGCAAUGUCUGGAGAGAAUGUUAGCUUCUGGAUAUCGGUCUGACGUGCUUGUAUGUCCAAUAUGUAGACAACAUCACCAAGUCCCUGAGGGUGGCGUGGAAAAGUUCAUGCCCAAUUAUUUUGUUCCCGCAUCUUCAAUGGAAUCAGUUACUUGCAAUGUAUGCGAUGCUAUUUUAUCAGACUUUCAAAAGAAAUCCGGAAGAUGUUCAUAUUGUGAUGGACAGAUGUGUGCUCAUUGCUAUCAGAAACAUAGUCACCCUGAGAAUGAAAUUCGUGGAUUUCAACAGGAAGAUGAAUAUAGUGAUGGAUUGGAUUUGGAUGGCUCACAUCGAAACACCAUGCGCAACUUAAUGAUGCAACUUCAGGGUAGGACUCAGAGUAUCCAGACUGGAAGCAUGAUAAACACAUUUCUGUGUGAACAGCAACUGACACCACCAGUCAAGAUCACCAGUAUUGUUGUGACUAAUGAUAACAAAAUGUGGGUUCUUGUUGGAAAUGGACCUUUCAUUAUCAAGUACGAUUCCAAAGGUAUAGAACAUGAUAGAAAAUUUGUUGAUGGAAGAUUGUUGGACAUAGCACUACACAAAGAUGGUUCCCUACUAAUGGUUUUAGAGGGUUACCAUUCUGUGAUGUUGCACACCGAAUCCGAAAUACAGGAGUAUGUGAAUACCACAGAGAGUCUCCGUCCGCAGUGUAUUCUUGUGCUUCCAUCAGGAUUUCUUUUUGUGACUGCUGUGAACUUGACCUCGGUACAACAGGAGCAUGUCAUCCUUGUUUACAAUUGUGAGGGUUCUAUUAUUAAUACCAUUCAGAGUUACCAGGGGGGUGUUCCUUAUGGCAGAAUUACAUCCCUUGCCUGUAAUGUAAAACAUGGACAUAUUUGCAUCACAGAUGAUAAACGGCAAUGUGUACUGUUCUUGAGGGAGGGUCUGUCUCCCCUGAGUUAUACAAGAUCUGAUGGAUUUCCGACGAGGAAUCGUGGAGGUGGAUUCUCAGACCCAAGGUAUCGGGGCUUCAAACCAAAAUCAUCAACUUGUGAUUCAAAGGGGAAUGUGUUUGUGUAUGAUGAUGCUUCAGGUCUGAUACAUGUUCUGAAUUCGUCUGCCAAACUUUCAGGUAUUGUCUUGACAAAUGAUGAAGAGUUGUCAGGAAAUCCAAAUUGUAUAACCAUUGACAAUCAAGAUAGGCUUUUGGUUGGGGAUGAAUUGUCUGGAAAAAUCCGUAUUUAUGACAUUGAGGCAAACUACAAUAAUCUUGGCCAGAUAGAUGAAAAUGCUGGAGCCUUCUUUGCAUCAAUUCAGCAGCGGUUAUCAGAUGCAGGAGAAAAUGGUAUUCAGGAGCUGGUGGACAUCUCCGCACAAAUCAAUAUGAACCCAGACACUUUAAUGAAUUUUGUACUCAAUCACCAACAACCUAGUUAAUGAGUGGCAUUUAUGUAAACCAUACGUGUAACUGUAAACUAUUUUCUAAAUUAUGAAGAAGCUUUUAUAGGUUAUCGUGGUUAAAUAUGGGAUUGAAAAUAGAACUUUUUGUAGUCAGGUUAGUGUUACAAUAUGUGUUCAUUGAAGCAUGUAUGAGAAUAAACUUUUUUGUAUUUAAAUUAUACAACCCUUUGCCAGACACUGGGGCAGCAAGAUGGUCGGUCUUUGCUGUAAUGACAUUUCCAAUUGAAUAUAAUAUAUACAUUUCUCAGAUUUCAUAUGUAGACUUCCCUUGGUCCCUAGCUGUGCAAAUAUAAUUUUGGGACCUAUCCAAAAAAACAAAAUGGCCCACAUGUGGCUAUGUUUUAUUUUGAAAGUUGAAGCCUGUUAUCACUAUCCCUUGAAAAUCACUGGAUGCAUCUUUCUAAAAGUGACAUGUAGAUUCCCUUAGUGCCUUGUUCAAUGUUUGGAUAGAUCAAAAAAAUAAUAUGGCGAACUGGUGACCAUCUUGAAUUAUGAAAGUUGAAGUUUGUUAUUGCGAUAUCUUGAGAGGUACAAGAUUGAUUUUCUUCUCAGAUUUCACCAGCAGAAUUUCAACUAGUCCCUUGUUAGGCAUUGUCCAUUAUGUAACCAGUUAGAAGACCAAAACAGCUGAUAGCAGCCAUCUUGGAUUUCGACAAUUGAAGUUGGUUAUUUCUACAUCUUGAUAAGUUUUCAUAUAAUGUUAAAUAGUUUUCCCUGGAUCCCUAGAUGUGCAUAUUUCAUUUUUGGAAGGAAGGGAAUUGCUACCAAUAAAGAUGAUAUAAAGGUGGUGCCAAGAUCCCUCUGAGAUUUCUUUCUCCUGGGAUCUUGUUCAGCAGUUUUAAACUUGUCUCUUUCAAGGUUAGUAGUCUUCAUCACUAUGACACAAAGUUGUGGUUUUUAGAGCUAUACCUCAAAAGCAAUUCAGCUCUUUUCUACAAAAUUUUGUACAACUAUCAGUCUUUUAAGUGUCUGUAUUUUCAUACCAAAGCAAGAACAAGGGAUAAUGCUAUGCUUUUUGCUCCUUAUUUUAUUACAACCUUUUUAUCUGUCAGAGUUGAUACUGUAGAGCUUCAAUUUCCAUGCUUCAUAUAACUCUCAAUCCUUAACCAUCAACAUCUGCCAUCAGAGAUUCAAGUGUUAGUAGAUGGGAUCAGUGCUUUUCUGAAGUCAUAAAUAUAUAUUAUCUCUGCAUUAGUUUUUUACUGCUUUCACAAAAUUGACUGUUCUGCAUUUAAGUAGAUCUAAGUUAAUACAGUACUAUAAAUCAUAAUAUGAUACUUCAGUCUUUAUACUGAAUAAAUUGUAUGCCAUGCCCAGUAGAAAGUUGAGAUAGGGAGAUCUCAACCCAAGGAAAAAGAUUACCUUGGUAAGUUGGUUAACAUGUUGUCAAGUGUUUUCAACAUAGUAAUCUUUUCCCUGGGAAUGUCACAUAAUUGAUGUGACAUCAUAAACAUAAAAGGGAAAUCUCCUGGUCUCAAGUCUACCAUGAGAUGAGGAAAUCUCACACUUUUAAAAAUUGUGGAUAAACCAGUCAUGAGUGAGAGAAAAAUUAAUCAUUUUUAUGGUUUACUGAUCAGAAUGAUCUGAACUGCAAUGACAGCAUUUGAGAUCUGUUUUAUAUUGCAGGUGUUAGACUGGAUUGGCCUAUGAAACAUGUUUUUUUUUAAAUUGUUGAUAAAUAACAGUUGUUCUAUAUGUUUAUGACUAAA
This is a messenger RNA of Ylistrum balloti, 3399 nucleotides long. RefSeq lists its product as uncharacterized. The record is from RefSeq and is a predicted model, not a curated record. Lineage: Eukaryota; Metazoa; Mollusca; Bivalvia; Pectinida; Pectinidae. The transcript has 2 exons. Bases 128 to 1666 code for a protein of 512 amino acids.